Messenger RNA from Gracilinanus agilis (Agile Gracile Mouse Opossum), 571 nucleotides. RefSeq names its product serine/threonine-protein phosphatase PP1-alpha catalytic subunit-like. Gene Ontology annotation, molecular function: protein serine/threonine phosphatase activity. NCBI's taxonomy places the organism in Eukaryota, Metazoa, Chordata, Mammalia, Didelphimorphia, Didelphidae. Gene Ontology annotation, cellular component: nucleus; cytoplasm. The transcript is spliced from 4 exons. The record is from RefSeq and is a predicted model, not a curated record. Bases 35 to 571 code for a protein of 178 amino acids.
GGGACGUAGCCGGGGCCGUCGAGGCGGCGCCGUCAUGUCCGACAGCGAGAAGCUUAACCUGGACUCCAUCAUCGGGCGACUCCUGGAAGUGCAGGGCUCCCGACCUGGCAAGAACGUACAGCUGACGGAGAACGAGAUCCGCGGCCUGUGCCUCAAGUCCCGGGAGAUCUUCCUGAGCCAGCCCAUCCUCCUGGAGCUCGAGGCGCCUCUCAAGAUAUGCGGGGACAUCCACGGCCAGUACUAUGACCUGCUCCGAUUGUUCGAGUACGGGGGCUUUCCUCCUGAGAGCAACUACCUCUUCCUGGGGGACUACGUGGACAGGGGCAAACAGUCCUUGGAAACCAUCUGCCUGCUGCUGGCCUACAAGAUCAAGUACCCCGAGAACUUCUUCCUGCUCCGUGGCAACCACGAGUGUGCCAGCAUCAACCGCAUCUAUGGCUUCUAUGAUGAGUGUAAGAGACGCUACAACAUAAAGCUCUGGAAGACCUUCACAGACUGCUUCAAUUGCUUGCCCAUUGCGGCCAUUGUGGACGAGAAGAUUUUCUGCUGCCAUGGAGGUCAGGGGGUCUGA